UGUUAUUAAAGCCAACAACAAAAAGGUUGCAACGGAGAUUUAACGACUCAAUCUCGACAUCAUUUACCAACAUCGUAAAAUAAGUGUGGAAGAUCCAGUUGAAAUUUGAGUAACGCCAAUUGGAGGCAUGGUGGAGAUGGUGCAAGUGCGGAAACGCAAUGCUUGCGUCAUAGUGCUGGGCGACAUUGGACGCAGUCCACGUAUGCAGUACCAUGCGCAAAGUCUUCUGGAAGACAAUUACAAUGUUGACAUCAUUGGUUACAUGGAGACACGCCCACUGGACGCAUUGACCGUGGCACAACCCAAGUGCAAAAUACACGAGCUGCCAGCGGUGCCUGUCACAAAUUUGACGCCAAAACUGAAACUACUCUUCAAGGCGAUAUGGCAAACAUUGAGUCUACUAAUUGCGCUCAUCUCCAUACCUCGUCCAAAUUUUCUGCUGGUUCAAAAUCCUCCGGGGAUACCAACGCUAGUCGUCUGCUAUUUAUACUGCGCACUGACGCGCACCAAACUGGCCAUCGACUGGCAUAAUUAUUCCUACACAGUUCUGGCUCUUGGCAUGGCCGGUGGCGAGAAAAGCCGCCUAAGUCGGCUAACCAAGCGCCUGGAGCGCUACUUUGGCGCCAAGGCACACACUCAUUUCUGUGUCACAAAAGCCAUGAAAGAGGAUUUGCAGCGCAAUUGGAAUAUUGGUCCAGUUACUGUGCUCUACGAUCGAGCACCAGCGCAAUUCCAUCCCAUUGAACUGGCCCAAAAGCAUGAACUCUUUAUGAAGCUCUCCAAGGAUUAUGCUCAAUUCAUGCCGCAAUGUUAUGCAGACCUUAAGCAAUCCGGCGUACUGGAGUCAACUGCACUAACACAAAAGUUGGCCAACGGCACGGUGCUCUAUAAGCCACAUCGACAGGCUGUACUUGUCUCAAGCACAAGCUGGACGCAGGAUGAGGACUUUGGCAUACUGUUGCAAGCACUCGAGUCCUACGAAAGUGUUGCCGUGGCACAGCCAAAUGUGUAUCCCACACUGCUGUGCAUCAUCACGGGCAAAGGGCCACAAAAGGCGCACUAUGAGGCGCAAAUAACAAAAUAUCAGUGGCAAAAGGUGUCAAUUGUGACGCCUUGGCUGGAGGCUGAGGACUAUCCCAGUGUAUUGGCUAGCGCCGAUCUCGGCGUAUGCCUGCACUGGAGCACCAGUGGCUUGGAUCUGCCCAUGAAGGUAGUGGACAUGUUUGGCAGCGGUCUGCCCGUCUGUGCAUACAACUUUAAAUGCCUGGACGAAUUAGUGAAACAUGGAGAGAACGGCUUUGUUUUUAACGAUCACAAGGAGCUGGCCGAGCAGCUACGUCUCUGGUUCGAGAACUUCCCCAAUAAUCCGAGCAUAAUUGAGACUCGCGCACGCUUUAACCGUAGUUUGCAAGAAUUCCAAGAGCUGCGUUGGCGUGAAAAUUGGAAACAACGUGCAGCUCCAGUCCUGGAAGCAUUUCUUUAGGCAUUUAUCGAAAAUUGUAGGCUGCAUUUUAUUGUUGCAAAGAAUUGGUGAACACAAAAAGAAGGCACUUAAACUAUGCUGGUCAGAUAUGCUUACAAUAUGUAUGAUCCAAAAUUUGUGCCGCUUAAGAGUUUAAUAAUAAAGUUUUGUUUAAUAGUACUCAGUUA
Messenger RNA from Drosophila innubila, 1650 nucleotides. It is a transcript of the gene Alg1, whose product is annotated as chitobiosyldiphosphodolichol beta-mannosyltransferase. Gene Ontology annotation, molecular function: mannosyltransferase activity. Gene Ontology annotation, cellular component: endoplasmic reticulum. The coding region runs from base 128 to 1483 and encodes 451 amino acids. Lineage: Eukaryota; Metazoa; Arthropoda; Insecta; Diptera; Drosophilidae. The record is from RefSeq and is a predicted model, not a curated record. The transcript is spliced from 3 exons.